CCGAAAGCCAACCCCUCACCAACCAAACAAACCAUCUUCACUUACUUUUCUGCACACGCUCUCCCACCCACGCAACUCUUCAUUUCCACGUCCAAACCAAGACCUGCAAUUACCUUAGAUCUGAAACCACCAAACCACACCGGUUGAUUCCUCCCUCUACCACCCGCAACAAUGGCCGACAACCCGGACGUGGAAUCCACCAACAAGGCCUUCGUGCCCCUCGAAAAUAACCCCGAAGUAAUGACCCACCUAAUCCACCAACUCGGCCUACCCCCCACGCUAGCCUUCACAGACGUCUACUCGAUCGACGAACCGGACCUCCUGGCCUUCGUGCCCCGGCCCUCGCACGCCCUCCUCCUGGUCUUCCCCGUCUCCGCGACCUACGAAACGGCCCGGAUCACCGAAGACAGCGGCCUGCCCGCCUACACGGGCUCGGGCCCCGCCGAGCCCGUGAUGUGGUUCAAGCAGACCAUCCGCAACGCCUGCGGGCUGAUCGGCCUGCUGCACGCCGUCGCCAACGGCGAGCCGCGGCGGCAGAUCGUCGCCGGGUCGGACCUGGAUGUUCUCGUGAAAGACGCGGAGGCGCUGGACCCCGGGCGCCGGGCGGAUCUGCUGUACGAGAGCAAGGCGCUGGAGAGCGCGCACGCGGACGCGGCGCGGCUGGGCGACACGCAGGCCCCGCGGGCGGAGGAGAACGUGGAUCUGCACUUCGUGGCGUUUGUGAAGGGGGCGGAUGGACGGUUGUGGGAGUUGGAUGGCCGGAGGAAGGGGCCCCUGGAGCGCGGGGUGUUGGGCCCCGGGGAGGAUGCCUUGAGUGAGAGGGCGUUGGAGUUGGGGGUGAGGCGCUUCCUGCAGGUGGAGGCCCGGGGCGGGAAUCCAGAUUUGAGGUUUAGUUUGGUGAGUUUGGGGCCGAGUUUUGAUUGAUUCCGGUGGAUGGAUUUGGAGACGGGGGUUGUAUGUUGUUUCUUGCUCUUGUAUUCCGCAAAGUAGGGUCGAUAAUGGGGAUAUAGCUGGUUGUCUUCAAGGUUGCAGGGACGUAAGGUAAAGGUGGUCCCUUAUACCUUUGUUUCACAUAUAAAUUGGGCAAUCGGGUUAUGGGCAAUAGCAAUGCAAUGGCUACUGGGACAAUGAGCCCGACAUAAAUACCCAAACCCUCGAUAAUAUACGCACAGACUGAGCCUUC
This is a messenger RNA of Aspergillus aculeatinus CBS 121060, 1183 nucleotides long. RefSeq names its product ubiquitin carboxyl-terminal hydrolase. The transcript is spliced from 2 exons. The record is from RefSeq and is a predicted model, not a curated record. Gene Ontology annotation, biological process: protein deubiquitination; ubiquitin-dependent protein catabolic process. Gene Ontology annotation, cellular component: cytoplasm. NCBI's taxonomy places the organism in Eukaryota, Fungi, Ascomycota, Eurotiomycetes, Eurotiales, Aspergillaceae. Bases 172 to 924 code for a protein of 250 amino acids. Gene Ontology annotation, molecular function: cysteine-type deubiquitinase activity.